CAAUUAGAAGUUGUACCUUUACCUGCCAAAAUAUUUUUUUGUUUUUAUUUGUUUUUGGGCAGUAGUUCAAUUCUUUUACCGCUAAAAUAAUGUCGCAACAAUUAGAACUUCUUAAUGAGCACCCUUCCCAUUGGAUUCCUGUUUCGUAUGUCACACCAGAAAUACAAAAGAAGGAGAUCAAACCAUUUGUCGUUCUGGCACUCAAAGAGCUAGAAGGCAACCCUGACAGUAGAACCUCAAGCCUAGUUAAUGUAGAUAAGUUUUCUGCGGUCCGCGAGGUGGUGAGACAUUUUGCGAGGUUACGAUCUGCAACCAAGGAAGCUUGGGGACAGGAAGACGUCAAGUGUUUCCUGGACAGCCUAAGAUUUUCACCUGAGUGCGUAACUGAACUGGCAUCCUUAUUGUGUGUUGACAAAAUAUAUGAAAACAUACCACCUCAUCUGAGAAUGAAACCUGGUUUGGAGAGUUUAAAGUGGAAAAUUGAUGUUUCAUUAAGCCAAUCCAAUAUACAUUCAGAAAAAGCCGACCCAAGCCGGACGAAAGAAAUAAUGAGGAGAGACACACGCAUUAUAUUAAUACUCAAAUUGACAGACGGACAAACUAAAAGUUACAGGUUGACUAUAGUGAAAUUUCACGAACUGAGGUACGCUAUAGCUAGCGCUUUGAAGAGCAUGAUCGUACUAGAAAAGAGAAAAUGUAUGAGGAAAGACUGACAAAGGUCGUCUUGGGGAUAGCAUACCCCAUUUAGAAUAUGUGAUUUCUCUAUACUCUGUCCACUGAAACGAAUUAGUGGAGUGCUUACUUUAUUACAUAAUCGCCUUAAAACACAAGGAUGGUAGACUACGACGCACGUAAAAGGGGCUGCCAUUGGUCGGAGUUACGCUAACAAUACAAUUCAGCCAAUGACAAGAGAGCCUAUAUUUCGUUUUAACAAAUUUCCGUGAACAGAGUAUACUAAUAGUUUUGGUCUUAUCUAGGUCAUUCAAAAAUUAGACUGUAUAAUAUAAUUUAUAGCAAUAAACAUUUGCACUCAAUUUUGACAAUAUUUUCUCUUGAGUUGUUAUAUAAGUAAUAAGUUUUUCAACUGUACUUCCUUUUAGAUAAUUUGGAAGCGAUUAAGAGUUAACCUUAUUAUUAAGUUAAAUUUUCUGUAUGACCUUGUUACACUCUCAUAAUACAGCACAAAAGACACCAUAUACGUAUUGCGUGGCAUCAUAGCAAAUACGAAGUCUAAAGCUAAUAUCAAUUCGCGUCAGUACACUACAACCUUAGAUUAAAACAAAAAAGGAAAGACGGUAUGCACAUAGUAGCAUCAUAUAAAAUAUGCUCCGACUUAACAACAUAAGCAACUCUCUCACACGGACAAUUCUGUAAAUAUUCAUUCAAUCGACCGAGCGAGAUAGAACUGUACGCUUCAACGCAGCGCGAGCGAAACGGCGAGUCCGCGUCGUUUGGCUUGGCGACUGCAUUUACUUUUCUCUCUCUACAAACGGCUGAGCUGUAUUGUUGUCCUUUUCUUGAUAACAAAUGACGAAAAAGUAAAUAACAUUCAUGGCAAACCGUGAUUAAAAAAAAUAUUUUCAGUUUUACGAAUGAAAAGUUUUGCCGUGAAAUUGGAUAUUGAACUAUUUGUGCUCUUUAUAAAAGCAUCGCAGGCAUUGUUUUAUCUUCACAACACAGAAUAUAUGCAAUAUUGUUAUAUUGAGUGCACAUACAGCGUGUUUGAAUGUCCAAUUGUGACUAAAGCGAAUUGUGGUCAUACACCACAAUUUAAGCGAAUCACGUUUAAGCCGCGAAUGCCGUUUCUUUACUUUUUGUUUUAAUCUAAGACUACAACGCAUCGUGUUUUGAAUACGUCCUGUGAAUAUUAAGAUUUUAUCAAAGCUGUGUCGCCUUUUCAGACAUUGUAAAAACUGUUCACAAAUACAAAAAAAGGUCUUUACUUUUGACUUCCUAUUUGCUAUGUUCAUAUCUGCCUUUUGUUCUGUAAUCUGAGGUUAUAAUAAUUUUAUUAAAAUUAUAGUGAAGUAAAGAUACAUUCCUGUUAUAAGUUAAUUAAAUAUAUAGGAAAGAUACUUUAUAAUAUAUUAUUAGUUAUUAUUUUAUAUAAACUUAAAAAAAUGCGAGUUGAAUACGAGACCUUGGUUGUAAGUAAAAUGUAACUCUCGUCCCCUUAUUAAGAGGUUACACGCAAUUGGAAGGCCCAAAAAAAUUUUUUUUGAAAAAGAUUUUAUUUGACAAAUACAAAAGUGGUCAAUAAACAUAAUGGUAACUUUUUACUUCACUUGGUUGCUUUUGAUUUUAAAAAAUAUUAAUUUACUGUUUCGUAUGUAGACAGUCUCCUGGAGGACUACCAAACAGAGGUGUCUAGUGGUGAGCAACAUAUCUCUGGUUUGGUUUAUCUGAAAUUACAAAAACCAUAGGAUUAUAUUCGUGGAUGAAUAAAUCUAGGUAUUGAUCGCAAAAAAAGGCAAAAUUUUUAACUUUUGACAAAAUGGUAGCUCUGAAAAGAAAUAAAAGAAAUUUUCGACCAAAUUGUUUUCGUUAAAUUGUUAUUACAAAAAUAGAAAUAAUUAUCACAUACCUUAUUUCUUCGAUCAAUUGCAGAAGAAUAAAUUAUCUGAGAAGUUUGUGUGCAGUUUUUUUGAAAUGGUGCUCACGGACAUUGAAAUAACCGUUUUGAGAAAAACGCAUUCAAAUAUAUUGUUUUAAAUUUUCAUGGUCACUACACUACCGUUAUUGUUAAUAUCGGAGACUCAUAAAAAACAAGGUACAUGGUAACAAUUCCGUUAAUAGCUAUAACGCAUUCAGGUUUCAAAAGACGUUUACACAUACUUACAUGGAUUCCGUCCAAAUAUGCGUGUACCUCCAAGAAUAUGUGCUAGAUUAAUUUGAAAUUCUUAAAUACUCAAUGC
Molecule: messenger RNA, 2915 nt
Organism: Chilo suppressalis (striped riceborer)
Lineage: Eukaryota; Metazoa; Arthropoda; Insecta; Lepidoptera; Crambidae
Source: the annotation of a GenBank genome assembly